Molecule: messenger RNA, 1581 nt
Organism: Aspergillus affinis
Lineage: Eukaryota; Fungi; Ascomycota; Eurotiomycetes; Eurotiales; Aspergillaceae
Product: cystathionine beta-synthase CYS4
Exons: 4
Coding region: 1-1581 (526 amino acids)
Cellular component (GO): cytoplasm
Molecular function (GO): cystathionine beta-synthase activity; cysteine synthase activity
Source: RefSeq, a predicted model, not a curated record
AUGUCGUCGAUUACCUCCCCCGCCAUCCCUCCGGUGGCUCUGGACAGGAUCACCCAGCACAUCGGCAACACUCCCUUAGUGCGCCUGAACAGACUGCCCCAGAGCUUGGGGAUCGAGGCGACGGUGUUUGCGAAAUUGGAAUAUUUCAAUGCUGGUGGAAGUGUUAAGGACAGAAUCGCCCUGCGCAUGAUCGAGGAGGCCGAACGUACGGGUCGUAUCAAGCCCGGCGAUACUUUGAUUGAACCCACCAGUGGAAACACUGGUAUUGGUCUCGCGCUUGUCGCGGCCGUGAAAGGCUAUAAGACAAUCAUCACGCUUCCCGAAAAGAUGUCCGCCGAGAAAGUGGCCGUUUUGCGAGCGCUGAACGCGACUAUCAUUCGUACGCCUAACGAGGCCGCCUAUGACUCGCCUGAAUCUCACAUCGGUGUCGCUAAGCGCCUCGAAAAGGAGCUGCCGAAUGCCCACAUCUUGGACCAAUAUAGCAACGUAAACAACCCGUUGGCUCACGAGUUCGGCACAGCUGAGGAGAUUUGGACCCAGACGAACGGACAAAUCAAGGCGAUCGUCGCCGGCGCCGGAACUGGUGGCACAAUCACCGGGCUGGCUCGGGGUCUCAAGAAGCACAACUCCAAUGUCCAGGUGAUUGGGGCGGAUCCGCAGGGUUCCAUCUUGGCUCUCCCACCUUCUCUCAACGACGAGCAUGUUAACGAGCCCUACAAGGUCGAGGGUAUCGGGUACGAUUUCAUUCCCGAAGUUCUCGACCGCGAGGCUGUCGACAAAUGGUACAAGACAGAAGAUAAGGAAUCUUUUCAACACGCCAGACGUUUGAUCGCCGAGGAGGGUCUUCUUGUUGGUGGAAGCAGUGGAAGCGCUAUUUCGGCCCUUGUGCAGGCUGCCAAAGACAACAACUUUGGGAAGGGUGAUGUGGUCGUUGUGGUUCUGCCCGACAGCAUCAGAAGUUAUCUCACCAAGUUCGCCGACGACGACUGGCUCGCUGCGAAUGGACUUCUGACGUCGCCAUCUCUAAACGCCCCAACCCCAGCGCCGCAGGAACAAAACGAUGAGCUUGCUGAAUCCAAGGUCAACUCUCUGAGGCUGAAGCCGAUCACCACCGUCCGAUCCGAUACACCCUGUGAGAACGCCAUCGAAGUCAUGCGGGACAGAGGUUUUGAUCAACUCCCUGUUCUGGCACCCUCUGGAAAGAAGCUUGUCGGGCUGGUCACUCUUGGAAACGUUCUCAGCCGGUUGACGCAUGGACGGGCCACGGGGAAGAGCCCCGUUGCUGACGUGAUGUUCAACUUCAGCAAUAUCCCAGAAGUUGUUACUGACCCCAGAGAUAUGGGAUUGGCCAGCUCCGGCGGCAAUGGAUCCGGUGCAGCUCGAAGCUCGAAGGUCCGCGACCGCAAGUUUGUGGAGAUCACGAUGGACACCCCAUUGAGCGUUCUCAAUCGAUUCUUCGAAUGGAACAGCGCAGCUAUUGUCACCGAGCAAGAUGAACAGGGCGCGAUGAAGCCAGUUGCAGUUGUCACGAAGGUUGAUCUGCUCAGCUGGAUGCUCCACCACAAUAAGCAUGCCUCCUGA